UUCCCUCUUAUAUUUGUAGCUUUGAGCUGACAAUGAACAUUUGGGCUUUUCAUGUAAAUUCCAUAACUUUACAAAGAAAUGUCAUGUAGAGCUAGCCAAUGUCUCAUUUUGAUCAGAAUCUCGCGUGCUACAAUUUUAACUUAUUAAGAAAAGUUUUGGAGAGUUUUUGGAGUUUCUAAAAACUGGUUUUCUAGAAAUCCAGUCUUUGGAGGCCUGGCGGCCAAAACCAUUGCCAUAUUCGGAUUCAGCCCAUUUUUUUACCUAUUACCCACUAGCUUAGAGCUAAAAAGCGAGGUGGCAGUUGGUGAGCUUCCCUCGUAAGCAUUUUUUUGAAUAAUGAGCAGUCUCCAAAACUUUUCAAUUUUCUCCUUCAAAAAUAUUUUUGAAAAAGCAAAAGACGCAUUUUCUUACUCAUCUCAUGUCACAUUACGCCUCGCUUAAAUUUCAUCCGAUCGAGUUAAAAAUUCUAUUAGAGGUGCUUAAGACUUGCAAAGAUAGCUUUUUGGAAUUUUAUUUUAGACUUUUCUUUACCCAGUUAUACGAUUUCUAUAUAUAGGGUUUUCAGUAUUAUUCCGAUAACUCGAUCAGGAAAGGUCUUAAAAAAUUUCGUAAAAAUUCUCUCUGUGGAAUGACUUUGAGGACAUCUCGUAAAAUGUUUAACUCGGUCAGAUUAAAUUUACAGGAAGUCAUAAUGUGACACAAUGAAAAAGUGAGUUUUCUGAAAAAGUGAUGAACAGCAAUAGUUAAAAACUCGAAACAGAAACUAAAACGUGCUCCAUUGAGUUUCCAAUCAGUUCUGACAAUAUGAAGCCGUCUAAUAUUAUUUAGUCUGCAAUGUAAUAAACGAUAUGAAGAGCAGAUGUGCAAAGCACGAUGUAUCAUAUCUGUUAUAACAGAUCAUUUAUCUGACACCGGAACAUAUGACUUCCACUUUAAAGUAAAUCUGUAUAUGUGGAUUUUCGAAAAAUAGUAGUAGAAUCAUCUGUACUUGGACGUUUAAAUAAUACAUCAAGAAAAGAAGUCGAGUUAUUGUGCUCGUUGUUGCAUGUAAAUUCAAUUUCUAUGAACAUAUUUCAUAUUUAAGUCAUAUUCAACUUUUCAUAUCAACUAUUAAUUAUAUAACUACGUCAUAUCAACUAUUUCUUCACAGGUAGAAAAUGUGAACAUUUUUCUAUCGGCUGAUGUAAACAUUAUUUAAAAUUCAUAUUAAUUACUUAUCUGUGAUUAGAAUUGAAUGAGUCCUAUCGCUCUGCUCCGAUUUACUGUGUCGUAUGUUGCUUGACUGAUACAUAUUCCCCCAAUUGGAGUAAAUCGGAUUAGAGCGAUAGGACUCAUUUAAUUCUAAUCACAGAUAAGUAAUUAAUAUGAAUUUUAAAAUAAUUUUACGUCAAUCGGUAGCAAAAUGUUAACAUUUUCUAGAUUUCUAGGAUAAAAAUCACCGAGUUAUUACAAAAUAAUACGAAAUUGAUCCGAUUUCUUCCAACUGAUUCUAUCUCAUGUUUGAUCAUCUUUUAAAUCUUUCAUAAGAGAUUUUUAACUCCUGUUCAUUUUAUCUUUAUCUAAUGAUAACAAAGUUUGUCUCGUCUUGCUUUUUUCAGAUUAUCUUAUCUUUUACUUUCUUCUUCUACUAUGGUAACUCGACGAUUACACAUUAUCAACUUAAUAUUCAUCUAGUGCAUCGUUGUUGUUGUUUAGUCCACGAUAGUCGAGUUAUGUAUAGAUAUGUAUAUAUUUAACAAUUUAGCUACAAUUGCUACAAGUCAAACUGUCGUCUAUCCUUUUUUCUCAUUCUAUUGAAUGCCGCCCGGUUUUGUUCUUUCUUGUAUGUUAAACAUAUCUUGCCUAUCGAUUUCUUUUUUUUACAGUUGGAUUUUUUAUAGAUCACACGUAUCCUACUCUUUACAAAUCACGUCCUGUAGUAUGGGUGAAGAUUGUGAAGUAUAAACUAGUCAUUUAUAAAUAAACUAUGUCGAUAGAAAAAAUGUUUUGUGUAUACUAUUGCCGUCAGAUAUAACCUUGAACGACGAUCAAGAUUAAAUAGAACAAUCUGGUUCUCUCGUUGUUUUCACAGUCACACUUCACACAAACACAGACAAUUGUUUUGUAAAUACAAGCCCUUUGUUGACGAAAAAAAGGGAGAUAAAAGCUCCGAAAGAAAACAUAUAAAUACUCGAUAUUCGUUACUGAAAGUCAUUCGAUCAUAUUUUGGUUUCUAUAACUUAUAUAUUAUAUCAGACAAGCAGAAUAGAAGAAUGUUGAAAUCAUUCAUUAUUGCGGUUAUCUUAGUGUCAUAUGCAUCAACUACACCAGUUAAACGUUUGGCUAUGCUCGACGGAGCUACCGAUGGUGGGGUUGGUGGAGCAGUCGGAGGUGGUACUGGUGGAGCAGCCGGCGGUGGUAUUGGUGGAGCAACUGGAGCUAGUGCUGGAGGAGCAGUAGGGGGUGCUGUCGGGAGCGCAGUUGGAGGUCUUUUUGGUGGAUCAUAUGGAAGUGCUCUUCUAGGUGGUUUAGGUUCAGCUGCCCUGGGUGGUUUAGGAGGCGUUAUUGGUGGAGCAGUUGGAGGAGCUCUUGGCGGUGGUAUGGGUGGAGUUUUGGGUGGCGGUCUUGGUGCCGGUGUAACUGGAGCUUUAGGAUCAAAUCCCUGUUCAAAUCUUACUCUAUGUCUGAAUGAUGGUGUAUGUAAACCUAAUGGAAAGACAUACAUCUGCGUAUGUCCGAAAUUCUAUUCAGGAGUGAAUUGUCAACAACAUAAUUCUGGUAGAGACACAAAAGAAUUGGACGAUAUUAUUAGUGGUUCACAGAAGAAUUAUGAUCACACAGUGGAAAAUGUUUUAGAGCGAAACAAAGAUUGGACCGAUAUGCUCGUGGUUGCCGAUGUAACCAAGAGUAUGGAGGC
Messenger RNA from Didymodactylos carnosus, 2896 nucleotides. NCBI's taxonomy places the organism in Eukaryota, Metazoa, Rotifera, Eurotatoria, Philodinida, Philodinidae. The record is from the annotation of a GenBank genome assembly.